Molecule: messenger RNA, 1489 nt
Organism: Nymphaea colorata (pocket water lily)
Lineage: Eukaryota; Viridiplantae; Streptophyta; Magnoliopsida; Nymphaeales; Nymphaeaceae
Product: probable glycosyltransferase At5g20260
Exons: 4
Coding region: 72-1484 (470 amino acids)
Molecular function (GO): glycosyltransferase activity
Source: RefSeq, a predicted model, not a curated record
GAAGAUCAGCGGCAACUAACCCUGUUCACUUGAUCUACGAGAUAAAAAAAAUUCUGAUCUUGAUCAACCGAAUGGGAAGGGUCUACUGCAGAUCCUGCCUGUUCUUCCUUGCGUGCAUCUUCCCGAUCAUCGUCUUCUCGUCCUAUCUUCGGCGCACUUACUUCUUUCAGUUUCCUCCACUGACUCUGUUCCCCUCCAACCCCGAAACAGCACACGCCCUGAGCAAGACGCAGAGAGCCGACUCUCAGAGGUCUGGAGCCACCAUUAUUGAUAUCUUUACACCAAAGAGGAAGAAUGAGUUUCGUGUUACUGAGAAGAGCGGAUUGGAGAAGGUAGAAGAUGGCCUCUCUAGAGCUCGAGCGGCGAUCAGAAGAGCGGUCCUGUCCAGAAGCUUCACUGUCUCCCAGAAGAAUGGCUCUUUUGUUCCUAGAGGCUCCAUUUACCGUAACUCCUACGCCUUCUAUCAGAGCUACAUGGAGAUGGAGAAGAGGCUGAAGAUAUUUGUUUACGAGGAAGGAGAGCUACCCCUUGUGCAUGACGGCCCUUGCAAUGAGAUAUAUUCCAUAGAGGGCCAGGUUAUUAACGAGCUGGACCAAUACAGACCUUUUGUUACAGAAAAUCCCCGAGAGGCUGUCGUCCAUUUCCUUCCCAUAAGCAUCACCAAGAUUGUGCAUUUCCUCUAUAGGCCAGGGUUUUAUGACCGUGCUCCUCUCCAAAGGACCGUGGCGGAUUACAUCCAGGUGAUAUCAGCCAAUCACCCCUUCUGGAAUAGAAGCAAAGGCGCUGAUCACUUCAUAAUCUCUUGCCAUGACUGGGGGCCAGAUGGUACAAGGACCAACUCUGAUCUCUUCAACAACUCCAUCAGAGUCCUCUGCAAUGCAAAUGUCUCUGAAGGUUUCAACCCCAAGAAAGAUGUCAGUAUUCCAGAGAUCUUCCUCAAAAAUAAGAAACUCCCCGAACCAAUAAAUCCGGCGCCGCCGCCUUCCUCCCGGCCGAUCCUCGCAUUCUUUGCCGGAGGAAGCCACGGCAGUAUCAGGAAGAUCCUUCUUGAUCAAUGGAAGGGUACGGACUCCCAAGUUCAAGUCUUUGAGUACCUAUCACGAGACCAAAAUUACACCGAGUUCUUGCUCAAGUCCAAGUACUGCCUCUGCCCAAGUGGCUAUGAAGUUGCCAGCCCCAGAAUUCCGGAGGCAAUCUAUUCCGGCUGCGUUCCGGUCACCAUCUCCGAUCACUAUGUGCUUCCAUUCAGUGAUGUGCUUAAUUGGUCGAGGUUCUCUGUUCAGAUUCCGGUGUCAAGAAUACCAGAAAUCAAGGAAAUUCUCCUGGGGAUUCCUGAAAGCAGCUACCGGAAGCUGCACAAGAAUGUUAUGAAGGUUCAGAGACACUUCACACUGAAUCGGCCCGCAAAGAGCUUCGAUGUUAUGCACAUGACGCUUCAUUCCAUUUGGCUUAGAAGGCUCAAUUUGAGACUCCACCAAAUGUAGAUGUC